Molecule: messenger RNA, 1011 nt
Organism: Peromyscus californicus insignis
Lineage: Eukaryota; Metazoa; Chordata; Mammalia; Rodentia; Cricetidae
Gene: Hoxd11
Product: homeobox D11
Exons: 2
Coding region: 1-1011 (336 amino acids)
Biological process (GO): anatomical structure development; regulation of transcription by RNA polymerase II
Cellular component (GO): nucleus
Molecular function (GO): DNA-binding transcription factor activity, RNA polymerase II-specific; RNA polymerase II cis-regulatory region sequence-specific DNA binding
Source: RefSeq, a predicted model, not a curated record
AUGAACGACUUUGACGAGUGCGGCCCGAGCGCAGCCAGCAUGUACCUGCCGGGCUGCGCCUACUACGUGGCCCCGUCGGACUUCGCCAGCAAGCCGUCGUUCCUCUCGCAGCCGUCCUCCUGCCAGAUGACUUUCCCCUACUCGUCCAACCUGGCGCCGCACGUCCAGCCCGUGCGGGAGGUGGCCUUCCGCGACUACGGCCUGGAGCGCGCCAAGUGGCCGUACCGUGGCGGCGGCGGCGGCGGCGCGGGGGGCGGCGGCGGGGGCGGCCCCGGCGGGGGUGGCGGCGGCUCCGGGGGCUACGCUCCCUACUACGCCGCGGCGGCGGCGGCGGCGGCGGCGGCCGCCGCGGCGGAGGAAGCGGCCAUGCAGCGGGAUCUGCUCCCGCCGGGCGGCCGCCGGCCAGACGUGCUCUUCAAGGCUCCCGAGCCGGUGUGUGGCGCUCCCGGGCCGCCGCACGGUCCCGCGGCCGCCGCCUCCAACUUCUACAGCGCCGUGGGUCGCAACGGCAUCCUGCCCCAGGGCUUUGAUCAGUUCUACGAGGCGGCGCCGGGACCCCCCUUCGCCGGCCCGCAGCCCCAGCCCGCGCCCGCGCCGCCGCAGCCCGAGGGCGCCGCUGACAAGGGCGACCCCAAGGCCGGGGCUGGUGGCGGCGGGGGCAGUCCCUGCGCCAAGGCGACUCCCGGCCCGGAGCCCAAGGGGGCGGCGGAAGGCGGCGGUGGCGAAGUCGAGGGCCCCCCGGGGGAGGCGGGGGCCGAGAAGAGCGGAGGCACAGUGGCCCCCCAGAGGUCCCGGAAAAAGCGCUGCCCCUACACCAAGUACCAGAUCCGCGAACUGGAACGCGAGUUUUUCUUUAAUGUAUACAUAAACAAAGAGAAAAGACUCCAACUCUCUCGGAUGCUCAACCUCACUGACCGGCAAGUCAAAAUCUGGUUCCAGAAUCGCAGGAUGAAAGAAAAGAAACUGAACAGAGACCGUCUGCAGUAUUUCACUGGAAACCCCUUAUUUUGA